CGUUAAGGAAUAACGAUCAAACGUCAUUCUCGUACCGCCAACGCCAAACUAACCUUGUCAUCGUUUUCCAUAAUUUAUAAAUUAUCUCUCUGGGUGGUUUUUGAAUACAACUGCAACGUAGUGCCUAACGUGAUAUGAGCGACAGAGAAGGAAGUCGAUCGCCAAAAGCAAUGGCCGAACGUGAAGAGUCUCCCAGAAAUCAUAAGGAAAAAAGCUACUCUCGAAGUCCUAGUCGUAGUCGCAAAAUUUACCGCGUCGGUGACAAAGAUAGACGUAGAGAUGAUCGCGAAGAUAGAGAUAGAAGACACAAAUCAAGAAGUCGUUCUCGCUCGAAUAGACGUUAUAAGUCAUCAAAAUAUUCACGAAGUCGCUCACGCUCAGGAGGUUAUGGGCGUAGAUCUUACUCACACAGCCCUAUGUCGAGUAGAAAACGUCAUACUGGCACUAGAGACAAUCCUAAACAAUCGAGAUGUUUGGGAGUAUUCGGAUUGAGUGUCUAUACUACUGAGGACGAAUUAUAUCAUCUUAUGUCAAAGUAUGGUCCCGUAGAAAGGGUGCAAGUAGUAAUUGAUGCUAAAACCGGACGUUCAAGGGGAUUCUCAUUUGUGUAUUUUGAAAACAGUGAUGAUGCAAAAGUAGCAAAGGAGCAGUGCACUGGCAUGAAACUUAAUGGAAAAAGCAUCAGAGUUGAUUAUUCAAUUACUGAAAGGGCUCAUACGCCUACUCCUGGAAUUUACAUGGGAAAACCAACAUAUAAAUAUUCCGACCGGUACGACAGGCGCAGAAGUGACAGAGAUGAUUAUUAUAGAGGAUCUCGAUACAGUCACCGACGAUCACCGUCUCCAUAUUAUAGCAGCCGAAGAAAACGUUAUUCAAGAUCAAGAAGUUAUUCCCCACGUCGUUAUUGAUUACCUUCUUUCUUUGAAUGCACUGUGUCUGAUUUAAAAUUUAGUUUCCUAGUGUUAAUUUUCUGAGUUUAUUAAUAUAAACUCUAGUUUUAUACAUUUAAGGCAUGAAUAGCGGACUUGGUUGGAGAUUCCACCAAACAAACUGAUCACCUUAUAGAUGAUAAUAUAUUAAUGCAUCUAAAAUGAUAAUAUAUAUUUAUAGAGCUAAAACGAAUUUAAAAUGCGUCUGGAAGUUCUAACAAUUUCCUAAAUUUGAAAUAUCUAUGUAAAAUACAUAAUUAUGAUGUUCUGAAUAUUACUUAUCUUGAUGAAAUAGUGCCAAAACGUUUAUUACUAAAAAGUUUUCAUUUCAUAUUUUGGAUAAAAAGUAAUUGAUGAAUGCAUGGGGAAAAGAUAAGUCUCCAAACAAUUCAGUUCUGAAAAUAGUUUAUUUAGAAAAACUAUUGUAUAACAUACAAAAAUACGUUUUUAAAAUAUAAUUAUUUAUUUCUACUAAAAUAGUUUUUUACAAUAAAUUAUCAAUUUAUAAUACAGAAGUACAAACUUUUAAGUGGUGUAUUCUUUGGAUUUGGGUAUAGCUAUUGGCCAAUGAUAAGUCAGAAUUGAAAACAGAAAACUUUUAAGUAACGAAAGUCUCAUUUUUGUUUUAUGACACUAGUAGUCUCUACUAUUAUAGAAUAUGUGUAUCAUAAGGGGGUGAUUUUCAGUUUCAGUUAAUUCACUGACUGGUCUUGUAGGUUAUCUACUAGCAAUUUUCUCGUCUUGGAAAGGAUUUGUUUUUUUUAAGUGAUUCAAAAUUCCAAUCAAUUUCCAAGGAUAACGAGGUUAUUAACCUGGUGAGAUUUUUCUUCAAAGUUUAUAGUGGAUAGUAUUCUAUACCUGAUAUAUUAUCUUUUAUUUUGGUACAAAAUGGGCGGCGAUCUUUUCCCCCUCUGUACAUUUCUCAAACAACUUUUUCUAUGAUACUUCACACUUAAGUAAUGUUUUGGAUGAUCUUUUCCUAUUAAUUGACUUAUUAUUUAACCAUUUACGUAUGAAAGUUUUUUUUUCAGAUUAUAUUAUUUAUCAAAUUGAAAAUACUAUGUAUUAGCUGUCCAAAACGUUAAACAAAUACAAGUUUGUGUUACCUUUCUUCUGAUGGCACAAUCCAUUUUCUGAAUUGAAUUUUGUCGAAACGAAUAUCCCGUUAUUUUGUAUAAAUUAUGUGUCUAGCUAGGCUACUUUAAUUUUUGUUUGAUGAUAACAUUAUGAAAUGCAGAAAGAAAUAUAUUUAAUUAUUUGAAGUUAAUUAAAGUUUAAAAUUAAUUUAUAUGUUGGAAAACGAAGCAUCAUUGCUUGCAUUAAAUCAAUAAUUCGAUCAUUUUCUAGAUUUUUUCUAAAAUGAAAUAUUGGAUAAGUUAAGGGUCUCCUCAGCCAGUCCGCUAAUUGAAUGCAUUUUUCUUUGUAAAAUACUAAUUUAGACAGACAGAAUUGAUCCCAUAUAAUAUGUUAAGAAUUUUUUAAGAUGUGACUUUCAAGUAGUAUCCAAUAAAUUAUCGAAAAGUAUUUCAAAUUCUUAAUCUUUUAUAGCACAACUUGAAAUUACGUGGAAUCAAUAUUUAUUAAAACUUGAAAAUAGAGAAUUGGACGUUAAAGAGGCUACGAUCUAUUUUUACUUGAAACUUAUGUGCUUAUUUUAUAAUAGAAGAGUGAUUCCAUGGUAGCACACAGCAGACCAGAAAAUAUUGAAACAAUCACUAUGUAGAGCACUGUUUCAACACAUCCUUAAGUCUAAAUUUUUUAAUCCCGCAUGAAUGCCACUUUGGAACAACAUCUAAUCUAAUCGCUGUUUUCAAGCUGGAAUUGAUUUUUGCCUUAAAGUUCAGCCUGAAUUCUGGAGCUUACAGGCACGAUAUUCUCUUAAUUAUUUAAUUUUAAUUAAUUUCCAACAUGUGAAUUUUGCCUCACCCAUUCACUGUUGUUUCAAUAAAUAGAGCUGUUUCAUAGUAAUAUUGAAAUAUAUUAACAAAUAAUAAAACUUUGGGAGAUGAUUGAUUUUUAUUAAAAUUUACUUGUAUCAUUACCAUAUGUAGGGAAGUUUCAAUCUAGAUAAUAAUAUUACUUCAGGAGUGAUUCUUGACAGGUUUUGGAUAUAUUAUGUAUGUGAAGUUUUCUCAGGUUAUUAGGUGAUUCAGAUAAUGAGAACUGAACGGGACAAGGCACCAUUUAACUAUAAUCUAAUAAAAAAGUACUACUUUGUAUGAAUAAUACCUAAAGAUGGCAGAAAUUUGUUGAAGUAUCUGAAUAACAAUUAAUUACUACUAAAUUGUUUUAACUAAUUAUUGUAUUACUACAGAAAAUAACCUUUUAAAUAUGUGUAGUUAGAGUUAACAAACCAUAUAUUUAAAAUUACUUUUUCUUCUGCUUAGAACGAAACAAAUUUUAGCAAUUACAUUUUGAUACUUAUGUAUUAAGUGAGGUCAAUGAUAAAUAAUAUAAAUAAUAUUUUGAAAGAACUUUUUAUUGAAAUAUAAAUAUUAUGUGACUUAUUUUGUUUUUAUAUUUUGCAGAAACGAUGUCAUCUUUAUUAUCUGCAGAAAUAUCAGCCACAUGCAAUGCAUUGGGCUACUUCGAUGAAAAAACAAAUAAGUAUUAUGCAGACUCCAAUACACUUGAAACUGUCAAAGAUAUAAUUCGUUAUUUAAGACGUGAUGACGAAAUGCAUUCCAUUCGAAGGCAACUCGGCGAUACGAAAGUGUUAAUAACGGAUCUUUUGCCGUUAUUGAAACAUUAUCACGAAGAGAAUGAUUUAUUCGAUGUUUUGCUUCGUCUUAUUAUGAAUUUAACUACUCCCCCACUAUUGUUAUUCAAUUUUGAAAUACCUACAGAUAAAGUUGUUAGGAACUAUUACUUAGAAAUGGAAGACCAUUUGAAGUUUUACAAAGAAGCGUUUGUUGAUGAAGCAAUAUGGGCUGUUUUUAGUACACAUUUGAGUAAAGUACUCGAAGUAGAUAAUUCAGAACGAGCUGAAGAAAACAGUGUGAAAAUAGAAAGAAUUUUGGUUUUAAUGAGAAAUGUUCUAUUCGUUUCUGAUGAUUCCAUAGAUAAAAGGCCUGACAACGACGCCAGUCUACAUGAUCAAGUUUUGUGGGCGCUUCAUCACUCUGGACUAUUGGAUAUUAUCUUAUAUAUAACCACAAACCCUGCAGAACAGGGAUAUUUUGUCUAUAUAUUAGAAAUUUUGUUUUUCAUGUUAAGAAAUCAACAACCCAACGAGCUUGCAAAUGCUGCUUUACAAAGGAGUCAAAGGGAAAAAAUCAGAGAUGAAGCAGAACUAGUAAAUAUAAGACACUCCGAAUUGAACAUUAAACACAAGAAAACAAAGAUUUACACUGGUACAAGACAUUCCAGAUUUGGUGGAACCUUUGUUGUACAAUCCAUGAAAAGUAUCAACGAUAAUAAUUUGUUGAUUUCUCAUAAACCCCUCAAUAAAUUAGAUUCUAUAAAUUUUGAUGCCGAUAAAAAGUUGCAAAAGACUGCUAGAAAUCGAACCCCACUACUAAGUAACCAAGUAGACCGUAGGUCCGCAUUCACCAUUCGAUUAUUUUUGAAAGAAUUUUGUAUUGAAUUUUUAAAUGGAGCAUAUAAUAACGUAAUGCAGUAUAUCAAAGGUUUAAUAGCUAGACAUUCUGGAGACAAUCAAGAUGAGUCUUAUUAUUUAUGGGCCCUUGGUUUUUUUAUGGCUUUUAAUAGACAUUAUAAGUUUGAAGUAAAAUUAAUCAGUGAAACUUUAUCAGUGCAAACUUUUCAUUUCGUUCAACAACAGUGUGAAAAUUAUUUGGAUUUAAUGAAAACCGAUAAAAAAAAGGUUUUAAUCUGGUCAAAACGGCUACACACAGCGUUAUUAAGCUAUAAAGAAUUGUUGCUGACUCUUUUUGUAAUGGAUAAAUCAAAGGAUGAAGUUGUAACUCAGUCUUCCAAAGUAAUAAAAAGCAACAUUUUUUACUUACCAGAAUACAGAGAAUUCAUAAUAACACUGUUAAUAAUGUAUGAUGAAUUACAAAUGACUGAUCUGUACUUGAAAGAUUUAAUGGAAACCCAACAUUUAUUUUUAAAAAUGUUUGAGGUGUAUUGCAAAACUGAAGGUACAAUUAUUGUGAAGAAAAAAUCUAAGUCGAAAAUGAAAAAUAAGACUGGAUAUAAAGUUAGAGUAAUAGAUUUGAACCUGGACGAUAUGUGGGAUGAAGCGAGUCCUCAAAUAUCCGCAAUUUUAGAAUCUGGGGGGGAAUUUUUAACGGAUGUUCCAUUUGAUGCAGCUUCCGAUGUACCACUGGAUCAACAGAAGAUCAUUGCCAUGGAAAAAAUUCAACACAAGCUAAGACAUUCAGAAUAUGAAAGUGCUAUAGGAAUAAUGAGGGCUGCUAGAGAAGUGUGGCCUGAAAAUAAUUCAUUUGGGAAUGAUAAUUUGUCUUCUGAAGAAGAAUUUCUUUGUAUAAGAGAAAUUUUUUAUGCAGAUUUAGGAAAAAAUAAAGUGGAAAAUACAGAACCGAUCGAAGAAGAUGAGUAUGACGAAUACGAUGAUGAAGAAGUAGAUCAAGAUUUCAGACAACAAGAAAUCAGUUUGGAUUUUAAAGAUUUUGUUAAGAGGUUGGUACAUCCAAAAAUUGUUAGAGUUUGUGCUCUGGCAUUAAAAAAUUUUGAUACAAACUCUAUAAAUACAAAUCAUUCUGUUUUGAAAUUAAUGCAUAGAAUUGCUUUUGACUGCAAAUAUUAUGUAAUGAUGUUCCAACUCAGUUUAUUUAGAACUUUUCAAAGGAUGUUCACUGUUAAAGACUUGCCGCAAUAUAACGAGCUUAUCAAAUUUGCUAGAUAUGUAUUGAGAAACUUUUUCAAAUUCGCACAAACCAAUCCAAAAGCUUUCAUAGAAAUUUUAUUUUGGACAUCCAGAAAAGAAGCAUUUGAAAUUGAACAUGGAGAUAUACCCAUCGAUAAAGUUACUGCCAAGAAAUGGUCGGAAGAAGAGGAAAAUGAAUUGCGUACAUUGUUUGAAGAGCACAAUAGUAAACAAAUUAAGGAAGAUGUCGUUGAUUGGAUAUUAAGUAAUCUUGUGAAACAAACUAGAACAAGACGAAUGGUAUUGGGAAAACUAAGAGAACUUGACUUAAUAGAUGAUUAUAAAAAAGGUAGAAUAUCGCGAUCCACCAAUUCUCAGUACUGGUCCGCAGAUGAGGAAAUUCGAUUAAGAGAAUUGUAUUCAGAAUUUAAAAAUUCUCCAGACUUACUUAAUAGCAUAAUGAAUGGAUUGAUCACUCCCAAACCAAAAAACAAGGUUAUUGAAAAAAUGUUAUCAUUACAUUUAAUACAAGAUAAAAAUGAACUAGCGAAAAAUAAACCAUUGAGAAAGAAAGGAAAAAAGAACACUGACUUUGAAUCUGAUACAAAUAGUUUGUCUAUUCCCACUAAACAUAGAAAUACUCCAAAUCAGAAAAAUUUGACAAUUUCUAUUGCUACUAAAAAUGAUAUAAUAGAGAUACUUCUGGAAAAUAUAAAUGCAGGCAAUAAGGAACCAGUUGAUUGGUUAAAUGAAAGUAUUUUUGAUGUUAUAGAAGAUUUUGAGGAAAAUCAUGGAGGAAUUCCAUUAGUACCGCUUUCAAAUAUGGUUGAGAAUGCUAUGGAAAAUGAUACUUUUCAAAAGCUGUUAUCAUCACUAGGGUUCGCAAAACCAGUCGAUGAACAAGAAACUUAUUGGCGAAUACCUGGUUAUAUCACUCUGGAUACUUUGAAAAUGUUUCAUGAUUUAAUAACAAAGGCAUUAGAAAAUAAUUUAACUUGUGAUGCAGGAACUAAAAUUGACAUAGACGUUUCUAAUACAGGUUUAAGUUUAAGUGAGAAUCAAACUGAGGUAUUGAACCACGACAGUGAUGAAGGCGAUCAAUUAAACGAGCAAACUACAAAAAGAAGUAGGUCAUCAUCUGCGGAGAUUGAUAGCCCUCCGAACAAACGACGUAAAAGUAAAAACGAGAACUGAAGAGAUAUGCAUGAAAGAUGUAGUAUUUCUUGUAUGAAUGUUAAUAGUAAAUUUAUUUUAAUUUUA
Molecule: messenger RNA, 6981 nt
Organism: Diorhabda carinulata
Lineage: Eukaryota; Metazoa; Arthropoda; Insecta; Coleoptera; Chrysomelidae
Gene: timeout
Product: protein timeless homolog
Exons: 2
Coding region: 3463-6915 (1150 amino acids)
Biological process (GO): replication fork arrest; DNA replication checkpoint signaling; DNA repair
Cellular component (GO): replication fork protection complex
Molecular function (GO): DNA binding
Source: RefSeq, a predicted model, not a curated record